AUGCUAGAAGCAAUUGCUUGUUACCAGUCGGGAACGGCCGUGAAGGUGGUGCUGUUCAGUUGUGCCGCCGGUGUGCAGCUGACAGAGGGAACAAGGCUUUCUUGCAUGUGUUUAUGCUCACUGCAUGUGCCCGCUCUUCGGUCUAAAAGCCUGUCAUUUCUCGGCACUACCGGCAUUGGUCUUAUCUACCGACCUCAGCCCGACUGGAGAUUGAGCCGAUUGUCCGAGAGUGAGUUUGUAUCUAGUAUCGGUUUUGUAGAAAUGGAGGUCGUAGGUCUGCAAGCGGACCCUUUAAAAGGUCAAGGAAGCAAAUUGAACAGGAUACAGAUGUGCUUGUAA
Messenger RNA from Protopolystoma xenopodis, 339 nucleotides. Lineage: Eukaryota; Metazoa; Platyhelminthes; Monogenea; Polystomatidea; Polystomatidae. The record is from the annotation of a GenBank genome assembly.